AUGCCUCUUAUAGGAAGAUACCUGAUCACUUCCAUCUUGACGCUACUUCUUCUCUGGGGUGGAGAGAAGAUUAAAGCUCACAGGGCAGGUUGUAAGAACGUUCACUAUGAUCUGAUCUUCCUGCUGGACACGUCCUCCAGUGUGGGCAAAGAAGAUUUUGAGAAGGUCCGCCAAUGGAUAGCCCACCUAGUGGACACGUUUGAGAUUGGACCAGACAGAACUCGUGUUGGGGUCGUCCAGUACAGCGAUCAGCCAACGACUGAGUUUGACCUUGGAAGUUAUGGGACUCAGCAAGAGAUCAAAGAAGCUGCAAAGAGCAUCAAGUACUAUGGAGGGAAUACGAACACUGGAGAUGCCCUGCGGUACAUCAAUAGUUAUAGCUUUUCCGUACAGGCCGGCGGGAGGCCAAAUGAUAACGCCAUCAAGAAAGUUGCGAUCCUCCUGACUGAUGGCAGGAGCCAGGAUUACGUCUUGAGUCCUGCCUCGGCAGCGCAUAAGGCUGGCAUCCGGAUUUUUGCAGUGGGUGUUGGGGAUGCCCUCAAAGAGGAACUGGAUGAAAUUGCUUCUGAGCCAAAAUCGGCCCACGUCUUCCAUGUCUCUGAUUACAAUGCUAUUGAUAAGAUACGGGAGGAGCUGAGAAGAAGGCUUUGCGAGAAUGUCCUGUGUCCAAAUGUCCGCGUAGAAGGAGACAGGUUCAGACACAGCAAUGGAGAAAUGGAUGACAUACCAGGGUUUGACUUGAUGGAAUUAUUCAGUGUACGGGAGAUGUUCCGAAGGAAAGACGAUGGAAUCCAGAGCUCUUAUGUUCGUCUUGGAAGUUUUCCCAUUGUUCAGCGUACACAAGAUGUCUUUCCACAAGGACUUCCGGAUGAGUAUGCCUUUGUUGCUACUUUCAAAUUCCGCAAGUCAUCCAGGCGAGAAGAUUGGUACAUUUGGCAGAUCAUCGACAAAUAUGGCAUACCACAGGUUUCUAUCCGGUUGGAUGGGGAGAACAAAGCACUGGAGUACAACGCAAUUGGACUCACCAGAGAUGCUGUGAGAGUCGUUUUCAGAAACGGACGUGUCAAUGACCUGUUUGAUCGUAACUGGCAUAAGAUUGCACUCAGCAUCCAGUCCCAGACGGUCUCCUUGUACAUCGAUUGCAAACUGGUCCAGACAUUACCGAUUGAAGACAGAGAAAAUAUUGACAUUCAAGGGAAAACGGUGAUCGGCAAACGCCUUUAUGACAGUGUGCCAAUUGAUUUUGACCUUCAGCGGAUGGUUAUUUAUUGUGAUUCACGACAUGCCGAGCUUGAAACCUGCUGUGAUAUUCGUUCUGGACCUUGUCAAGUGACCCUGGUUACAGAUGUUCCCCCUCCUGUAAUUCCACCAACGGAUGGAAAUGAGUACAUUGGACCUACCAAGACAGUCAACUGUUCCUGUCCUCCAGGAGAAAAGGGGGAGAGAGGCCUUCCAGGGUUUGAAGGAUUGACAGGACAAAAGGGAGACAUUGGACCAAUUGGACCUCCUGGCCCAAAAGGAGAACCAGGUUCCAUUGGUGCAGCUGGCAUCCCAGGGAGAGAUGGAGUCAAAGGAGAAAUGGGAGAACCUGGUCUUCCUGGAGUAACUGGUCUUCCUGGACCAUCUGGCCCAAAGGGAGAAGAAGGACGUCCAGGUCCCCCAGGACGUCAAGGUUAUGUUGGAGCACCUGGUUUGCAAGGGGAAAGAGGAGAAAAAGGACCCCGUGGAGACAAGGGAGAACGUGGCCUUGAUGGUUUUCCUGGGAAGUCUGGCUUGGAUGGAAAACAGGGUGCCAAAGGAAGUCCAGGUCAACCUGGACCCGCAGGACUACAAGGAGCGAAGGGUGAUAUCGGUCCCCCUGGUAAACCAGGCUCAGCAGUACAGAUUGAAGGCUUGAAAGGAGAGCAAGGAGCUCCUGGACCAAGGGGUCCGAUGGGGCCUCCAGGAACUCCGGGUCCCCCAGGAUCACCUGGGCCAGAAGGCAAGAUAGGACCUCCAGGCCUACCAGGUCUACGGGGCAAGAAAGGAGAAAUGGGUCUUGCUGGAAUUGAUGGAUUAUCUGGACCUCCUGGUCUCCCAGGGCCUCCUGGACCUGCUGGUUCUCCAGGUCAACCAGGAGAAAUUGGCAGAAAUGGUGAACGUGGGCCACCGGGUUUACCUGGAAAAUCUGGUCAAGAUGGUUUACCUGGUCUUCCAGGGUCAAAAGGAGAACAAGGGGAAAGGGGAGAAGUUGGUAAAGCAGGCUCCAAGGGUGAAUCAGGCCCCCCAGGACCCUCUGGCAUAGUUGGGGAGAGGGGUGAAGCUGGUCUUCCAGGCUCACCUGGUUUGCCUGGUCCAAGAGGAGAAAAAGGAAACCAGGGUGAAAAAGGAAGAACUGGACUCGCUGGCUUCAAAGGUGAUAGAGGAGAAAAAGGUGAAAUUGGUGCUCCUGGUCUCCCAGGUCAACCUGGAAAAGGAGAACAAGGGCCAAAAGGUGAAAAAGGUGAUCAGGGAGAAAGAGGUGAACCCGGAGAACGAGGUGUUCCAGGAGAACAGGGUCCAAUCGGACCAGCUGGGCAACAGGGUCUGAAAGGAGAAGAAGGGGAAGUGGGUCUACCUGGACCUCCAGGAGAAAUUGGUACCCCUGGACCUGAAGGACCCCCUGGCCCACGUGGUUUGCCUGGGAAUGUGGGUAUACCAGGAGCUGCUGGUCAGCCAGGAAUUGAUGGACAAAAAGGAGAAAAGGGAGAACCUGGUAAGGAAGGAAAAUCAGGUCCACCUGGGCCUACAGGUGAACCAGGAGCUGUUGGAGAACCUGGAUUACCUGGAAAGGGUCGAGAUGGAGAAAGGGGUGAAAGAGGUCCACCAGGUUUACCUGGAUCCUUUGGGUCUAAGGGAGAUCGAGGUGCCCCAGGUGUUCCAGGUCAACCAGGAGACAGAGGAGCUCCAGGUGUUGGACUUUCAGGACCAUUAGGACCUGUGGGACCUCCUGGAGACAAAGGGCCACCGGGUCCUCGUGGCUUACCAGGUAUCCAAGGUCCACCUGGACAGACUGGUCACGAUGGUUUACCAGGAAAUCCAGGAGAAAGGGGACCACCAGGAAAACCAGGUUCCUCUCCUCUGCUUUCCCCUGAUGAUAUCAGAUUACUAGUUAAGGAUGUUUGCACUGAUUGUCCCCCUGGACCAUCCGGUCUCCCCGGAAUCCCAGGACAGAAGGGUGAUAAAGGACUUCGAGGCCCACCUGGGAAUGAUGGACCAGUUGGGAAAAGGGGAGAACCUGGACUCAGAGGUCCCCCUGGGCCUCCGGGAGUGGAAGGUCCCAAGGGUCCUAAAGGAGGCGAUGGGGCAUCUGGUGAAGCUGGCCUGAAAGGUGAACAGGGUCAUCCUGGAAUACCUGGCUUCAUGGGUCCCCCUGGGAAUCCAGGCCCAGCUGGACCAGAUGGUUCCCCAGGGCCUAUUGGCUCUCCAGGACCUCCAGGAGAAAAGGGGAAAGAAGGUCCCCCAGGACCUCAGGGACCCCCAGGAUUGCCUGGACUUAUGGGUGUAGCUGGAAACGAUGGCAAAGAUGGUAAACCAGGAUCACCUGGGGAACCAGGUAAGCCUGGAGACCCGGGGCUACCAGGCCAAGAGGGUGGCAGAGGACCACCGGGUUUUAAGGGUCCAAGGGGAGAUGCAGGAAGUCCUGGCAUGAGAGGAGAACCGGGUCAACCUGGAACUCCGGGCCGGGAGGGGUUAUCAGGAAAAGAUGGAGAUCCAGGACCUGCAGGACCAGAAGGCCCCCGAGGACUUAGAGGAAUAGCAGGCAAGACUGGACCUCCAGGUGCACCCGGGGAACCUGGUCCUGCAGGUAACCCAGGCUCCAAGGGAAACAAAGGUGAAAUUGGCAGCCCAGGUGUUCCUGGUUUCAUUGGGCCACGCGGUCUUCCUGGAGAACCAGGUGAAAAGGGGUCCCCAGGGACAGAGGGCACCUCAGGGAAUCCAGGAGAACACGGACAAAAAGGAGAGAGGGGAGAUCCUGGAACUAAAGGUGAAAAAGGGCCAGCAGGAGUGAAGGGACCACCAGGUGAUCCAGGAGUUCCUGGCCGCAAAGGACACACGGGAUUAAUGGGUCCCUCAGGACCAUCAGGAGAAUCAGGACAAGUUGGACCUCCUGGUCCUCCAGGCCAACCUGGAUUUCCUGGGCCUAGAGGGGAUCCUCCAUCAACAGAAACAUUACGAAGACUCAUCCAAGAAGAGUUAGGGAAACAACUUGACGCUAGACUCCCCUACCUCAUAAGUCAGCUACAGCCUUCCCAGGUCAAAGCACCUCAAGGAAGACCAGGGCCUCCUGGAUCACCUGGAAAGGAAGGCCUUCCAGGUAGAGUUGGCCCUCCAGGAGAACCUGGCAGACCUGGACAACCAGGUUCAGAAGGUCCAUUGGGACCCAUGGGACCAAAAGGUGACAGAGGGGAGAAAGGAGAGAAGGGAGAUGCUGGCAUUGGCCAGAGGGGUGAAACUGGUCCCCCAGGAGUAGCAGGUGUUCCAGGUGAACCUGGCUAUGGUAAAGAUGGAGUCCCUGGAGUUCAAGGUGCUCAAGGUGAAGCUGGCCCUCCUGGCCCUAUGGGGCCCCCAGGACCUCCAGGGGCCAAUGGACAAUGUGACCCCUCCCAGUGUGCUUAUUAUGCAAGUCUAGCUGCUCGGCCCAGCAAUAUCAAAGGUCCUUAAAAGUGUACCCUCCGUUGCUGCUUGGGGACCUCUCAUGGACCUUCUUCUUCGGAAAAACUUGGAUGAAGCAAGGAAGUUGGGAGGGAGAGCCUGUUUCUUUUGCUUCCUGUUCUUUGACAAGGAGCAUGGAGACUCUGGAAAUU
Pseudonaja textilis is the source of this 4826-nucleotide messenger RNA. NCBI's taxonomy places the organism in Eukaryota, Metazoa, Chordata, Lepidosauria, Squamata, Elapidae. The record is from RefSeq and is a predicted model, not a curated record.